AUGGCAUCACGCCUCGGAACCGCGAGCCCCGCCACCGCGGCUGGCGCGUCGGCCCUGCUUAAGCGGCAGCUCAAGCAGAUGCAAACCGACAAGGACAUCCCCGGCAUCUCGUGCGGCCUUGUCAACGACUCCAACAUCUUUGAGUGGGAGGUCAUGCUCAUGAUUAGCGACGACGUCAAGUACUACGGCGCUCCCCCCAAAAAAACAGGAGGCAACUUCCGCGCGCGCAUGUCCUUCCCGCCGACCUACCCCCUCCUGCCGCCGAGCCUGACCUUCCAGGACCCCAUCCCCUUCCACCCAAACGUCUACCCCAACGGCCUGCUGUGCGUCUCGAUCCUGCACCCGCCCGAGGAGGACAAGUGGGGCUACGAGGCCGCCUCGGAGCGCUGGAGCCCCGUCCAGACGCCCGAGACCAUCCUGCUGUCCGUCAUCAGCCUCUUCUCGAGCCCCAACGACGAGAGCCCCGCCAACGUCGAGGCGGCGCGCAUGCUGCGCGACGAGCGCGAGGGCAAGAACAAGGACUUCCGUAAGGCGGUGCGCAAGUGUGUCCGCGAGAGCCUGGGCGAGGACUAA
This is a messenger RNA of Thyridium curvatum, 573 nucleotides long. RefSeq lists its product as uncharacterized. The record is from RefSeq and is a predicted model, not a curated record. Lineage: Eukaryota; Fungi; Ascomycota; Sordariomycetes; Thyridiales; Thyridiaceae. Bases 1 to 573 code for a protein of 190 amino acids. The transcript has 2 exons. Gene Ontology annotation, cellular component: cytosol; endoplasmic reticulum.